AUGCGCCCCUCUGUGGUUAAUACAGGUGUAUGCACUCACUGCGCACACACUACGAGGGCCCGCCAAACAUUCAUACACUCUAGUAGCCACAUGACAGGCCUACUAGCUAGCUAGCUAGCGUUGAGUUGCAACCAUGUUCGUAGCGCGUAGUAUUGCAGCUGAUCAUAAAGAUCUAAUCCACGAUGUGUCGUAUGAUUUUCACGGGCGGAGAAUGGCGACUUGCUCCAGUGACCAAAGUGUUAAAGUUUGGGACAAAAGUGAAAAUGGAGAGUGGCACUGUACAGCCAGCUGGAAGACACACAGUGGAUCAGUGUGGAGAGUGACCUGGGCUCAUCCAGAAUUUGGGCAGGUUCUAGCUUCCUGCUCCUUUGACAGGACAGCUGCUGUCUGGGAAGAGAUUGUAGGGGAGUCCAAUGACAAACAAAGAGGACUGAGCCACUGGAUCAAAAGAACCACACUAGUGGACAGUAGAACAUCAGUGACUGAUGUGAAGUUUGCCCCAAAACACAUGGGACUGAUGUUGACCACUUGCUCUGCGGACGGAGUGGUGAGGAUUUAUGAGGCUCCUGAUGUGAUGAACUUGAGUCAGUGGUCCCUGCAGCAUGAGAUCUCCUGCAAGCUCAGCUGCAGCUGCAUCUCCUGGAAUCCCUCCAGCUCGCGUGCCCAUCCACCUAUGUUUGCAGUAGGAAGUGAUGACAGCAACGUAGCGUACGGUGGGAAAGUUCAGAUUUAUGAGUACAAUGAAAACACAAGGAAAUAUGCUAAAGCAGAGACACUGAUGACUGUCAGUGAUGCAGUCCAUGACAUUGCAUUUGCUCCAAACCUGGGAAGAUCUUUCCAUGUUCUCGCCAUUGCCACUAAAGACGUCCGAAUCUUUAAGCUCAUUCCAAUGAGGAAGGAGAGCUCUUCUACGGGACCCAGCAAGUUUGAGGUGCAGAUUGUGGCUCAGUUUGACAACCAUAACUCCCAGGUGUGGCGUGUGAGCUGGAACAUCACCAGCACCCUGCUAGCCUCCUCCGGGGAUGAUGGCUGUGUGCGCCUCUGGAAAGCCAACUACAUGGGCAACUGGAAAUGCACAGGCAUCCUGAAGGGAGACGGCAGCCCACUCACUGGUUCAUCUAGUCAGCCCACUGCCAUGAGCACUGUGGUGGGCUCUUCUGUUCAGAGCUCCCAGAACGCACUGAACGGGAUGUCUGCAGGAAGGAUGGCAGCUGCACACUGACAAACCCCUGGACCUGUACUGACCCAGUACUGCACUCAUGCAAAGAGCUUGGCUUCCAGCAUACAGGUUGUUGGCAUCAAGCCUGUGGAGCCCAGUGUGUUGUGGUGUUUUGUUAAAGAAGCGAUUUCCUCUUGAUUUGUACUGGCACAUGUUCCAAGAAUGUUCGCACGCUGCAUUGUCAGUGUUGAGGCUAACCAUUUUCUUGGUAUAGAAGUUAGAAUAAACCUGUUUAUAUAAAUUUGAUAUUUGACUUGUUUUGAGUUAUUUUUUGGACAUACAGCAGAACUGUCAUGUAGUGACAUUAACAGCAUUUUGUAAAUGUGUAAGGCUACAACAUCUUAGCAUCCAUUGUAUUCAUAUCAGUUUAUUUAAAUUGAAGCUCAGUUUUUUCAACAAAUUAAAUUUAUUUUUACUUUUCACUCUCAUUUUGAGGUAAAUAUUGCCAAACUCUUUGCUGAGCAGGAUAGCUUGAAUGAACCUUAUUAACCAACUGUAGUAACAUCAGAAAAUAGUAUAAAUGCAUCCACUGUGGGCAUGAAUGUUGCCAUUGGCAGCUUUCAAGUGAGACUGUGUAACUUUUGAAAGCCAAGAUAGCACAUUCUUCUUUUUACAAAUAACAUUUUAAAUUUGUAAGCAAUAAAAUGCACACUUUGUUGAUAUAUCCUUACUUUGGCAGGUGUAACCAGUAGGUUAUGGUGGUUAGCAUUGGCAAGCAUUAUGUAGACAUUUCUGAGUCUUCUACUUAUACCAUGUUUUAGCCCUUGCCAUUGUCAUCCAUAACCACAGUAGUCACUAUUCCACAAUGGUUGCUUAGGCUCACUUUAAAAUUUAUAUUAUGAAUGAGCAAAUUUGACAGUUUGAUGUAAUAUUAACUGCUAUUAACACUGCCAGUAAAUGAAUGAUGUUUGAGCAACACAGAUUUUGUCUGAGUUUGUAUGUGGCUGUGUUUAUGAUUAACUUAAUAACCUGUUACUUAACAAAACCUUUUUAUUUACCAUUCAUGCUGUUUUUGACUUGAGUCACCUCUAAUCUGAGUAUUGUCCGAUAUAUGUAGUGUUUGACAUUCUAUGUUAUAGAAUACCUAAAUUUUCAACUAAAUUACAUUUUUGUAAUGCAGGUUGUAAAAUGUUCACAUAAAGGUUUUUUUUUUAUUCCACCUUCUUCACAAUGCUGAGUGUGAUGGCAUUUGUUAAAGUAAUGUGCUAUUGUACUACUUGUUGCAUGCAGGAUUGGCAAGAGAGCGCCCUUUGCCCCUCCCAUGCGGCAUGUGAUUUCUCCAAAGAUACACCAGCAUGCUGCAAAUUACUAAUGUCUCCUGCACCAAUUACCAUUUGUCCAUGUGUUGUGUUUGAAAUGUGUCUGUCAUUGUAUCGUUUUGGCAAGAAAACUCCAUGGCUGUUUUAUUCCACUUUUUUUGAAUUGCAAGAUAUUGUUUGCCAGUGAGCAACCUUAAAAAAAAAAAAAAAAACCUCUAUCAGUACUCUGCCAUCUUCUCCCUUUUGUUUCUAGGGCAUCUUUUCUCCUUUAAUUUCUCAUUUCUGCUUCCUUUUAUGUUUCCUCUCUGUAUUCCUUUGUCAUUGUUCUCUUUCUGUCCACAUAUUUGUUGUGUUUGUCUCUUUUUUUUUUAUUUUUAUUUUUUUAAUUGCUUCAGGUAUUACUUUCCACCUCUGGAUCCUCCCAGAGCAGGGACUAGGUAUGGUCACCUGCUGCCUCCCUCCUCCCUCAUAGAGCAC
Messenger RNA from Monopterus albus (swamp eel), 2955 nucleotides. RefSeq names its product SEH1-like (S. cerevisiae) (gene seh1l). Gene Ontology annotation, molecular function: protein binding; structural molecule activity. The record is from RefSeq and is a predicted model, not a curated record. The transcript is spliced from 9 exons. Gene Ontology annotation, cellular component: Seh1-associated complex; nuclear pore outer ring. Gene Ontology annotation, biological process: positive regulation of TORC1 signaling; cellular response to amino acid starvation. The coding region runs from base 134 to 1222 and encodes 362 amino acids. NCBI's taxonomy places the organism in Eukaryota, Metazoa, Chordata, Actinopteri, Synbranchiformes, Synbranchidae.